Aspergillus tanneri is the source of this 1365-nucleotide messenger RNA. RefSeq lists its product as uncharacterized. Gene Ontology annotation, molecular function: RNA nuclease activity; RNA binding. The transcript is spliced from 8 exons. Bases 1 to 1365 code for a protein of 454 amino acids. The record is from RefSeq and is a predicted model, not a curated record. NCBI's taxonomy places the organism in Eukaryota, Fungi, Ascomycota, Eurotiomycetes, Eurotiales, Aspergillaceae.
AUGAAGUCUUUUGUUGGAAUCCAAGCAGCACUCCUCGUACUUGCAGUCCAGAAUACUUCCGCUGCUCCUCGUCUCCCUCCAGAAGAUGCACGGCGGUUCGAUACCACUGGACUCUCAUCGUUUGAAGCCAUUGUUGCUGGUACGCUGUACACAGACGCAGCUAACUUGGAAGUACCAAAUGGAAGCGCAGAAAAACGUUUUACUUCCGAGGUCGCUGUCAACCCAUACUACAAAGGUAAAGGAAUUACUAUUGAUCUCCCUGCGGGUUGCCCUGCCCCGGAUGCUUCUUGGUGGAAAGAAGAAGAAUCAAGAGAAGAAGAUGAGAAGAAGCAAUCGGCCGAGACGGUAAAUCCGCUUAAGGAAUUUCUCGAUGUUAUAGAAGCACCAUUUGAAGCUGUGGAAGACACAGUAAAGACGUUUGUGCAGGGGAUUAUAGACUUGGCCAAGGGCAACACCUGUGAAGGAGUGUCGGAGACGUUACUGCCGGUAGUGCAUGCAAUGGUCAAAGAAUUCACUAAGGUAUCAGAUGAGACUGGCUUCAAAUCUGUUCUCAAUGAAAUAGUUGCAAAAGCAGAGGGUUGGGCAUACGAGCAUCUGGUGCCCAAAUCCAUAAGGGCAUCCCUGCAGACUUGUGCCGAUGACGGUAUCAGGCAUCCGGGUAACAAUCCCCUUGGAUUUUUAUUGGCACUGGGCAUCGACACUAUAGAGCACCCAACCAUUCUCGAUAUUCUGUUAGCAAUUCCAGGAGUGGGAGAGUUUGCAGAAUCUAUCAAAUUCGCUGAGGAAGCAGUUAAAGGGGCGGAAGAAGCAGCUAUAGUUGCAGAUCAGGUUCGCAAUGUGGCUGGAAGCGCUGGAGCUGCGUCCAAGCUUGAAGAUAUAGCCAAGCUUGCAGACAAAGUCGAUGCUGCCGCAGAUGCCGCAGAUGCCACAGCAGAAUCAGCCAAAGGCACCGAGCAGGAAGCCAAAGCCUUGGAACAAGCUAUUAAAGCCGAUGAAGCGUCUAAGGCCGCAGACAAAGCAUUCUAUGACGCAGAGGAGGGAGCUAAGAAGCUUUGCCCGCGUGGAGGCUUUCCACAUCGCUUUUCCAAUUUCGAAAAAAUCGACUUUGAAAUACCAAACCCUGGUGAAUUCGACACUAAAGCUCUUCAGGAAUUCCCUCUGACUAACCCUGUAUUCAACAACGGCAUGGAACCUGGAAUCUAUCGCACGGUAUUUGCAAAACGAAUUGCAACUGAUGACUGGGAACCUAUUGGAAUUAUGAGACAUAAGGUGGGCGGAAACACUGGAGAAUUCCUGAGAGUAGGUACUUUUAAAGAUGUCGAAAAGGGUGUCAGCCGCACGAAGGCUGUCACGAAGCCUGAAUAG